UGUCUGUGUCUUAGAAACGAUGACCAAAAGUGGUAACACAACUGGCGAUGGACUCGAUGUCCAUUCAAUGACGAGCCAAUCAAAUGGACAAUCAGACGGUAACACAUGUCAUGAAUGCCGUCAAGUGUUCAAUACUGAAGAUCUUCUUUUAGCGCAUUUGAAUCGCAGUCACAACUCUUUGGAUGAAAACAAUAGUCCAUUACUGGACACCGAAAUGAAUGGACAAAAUAUGGACUCGUUUUUAAGCAAACGUCUCAGAAGUAGUCGUAAAAGGAGUUUGUCUUCGGCCAAAGAUUCGGGUGAAUACUCGAUAUACUUUCCCCGAGUUGUGCCUAAAGAGGUGAAAACUGUGGAUCCGAUUGAAUGCGAAGAAUGUCAUAAGAUGUUGGCGUCGGCCACCGCUUUGGAGAUCCAUACGAACAAACAUCACAAGAAGGCGAUGCCAUUCGUGUGC
Molecule: messenger RNA, 454 nt
Organism: Medioppia subpectinata
Lineage: Eukaryota; Metazoa; Arthropoda; Arachnida; Sarcoptiformes; Oppiidae
Source: the annotation of a GenBank genome assembly